Messenger RNA from Dryobates pubescens (Downy woodpecker), 3840 nucleotides. It is a transcript of the gene FZD7, whose product is annotated as frizzled class receptor 7. The transcript has a single exon. The record is from RefSeq and is a predicted model, not a curated record. Lineage: Eukaryota; Metazoa; Chordata; Aves; Piciformes; Picidae. Gene Ontology annotation, molecular function: Wnt receptor activity; Wnt-protein binding. The coding region runs from base 542 to 2242 and encodes 566 amino acids. Gene Ontology annotation, biological process: non-canonical Wnt signaling pathway; canonical Wnt signaling pathway. Gene Ontology annotation, cellular component: plasma membrane.
GCCAGGCCGGAGGCGCGCGGCUGCCCCGGACACACAGUGCGCAGCGGCGCCCGUCGGGAGCGGAGCCCAGCCGAGCCGCGGGGAGGAUCGUGCAGUAAUUGGAUUUUAAAAGUUAUUUAAGCCCUGGAGUAAAAUAUACAGCUCAGCCGGGAGCGGUAAUAAUCCGUUUAGCCGUAACCUAAAAUCCCCGGCUCCGGGACCGCGCAGCCGAGCGGGGAGCAUCGGCUCAGCUGCGCGACUCUGCGCGGAGCUGGCCAGAGCCGUCGCUGGGCUUUGCGCUCGUGUCUUCUUUCUCCGCCGCCUUCUCUGGCGAAGGAACUCCGGAAACUUUCGCCGAGUGAAGCACUGCCGCUGUGCGACCACCGACCCUCCGGAACCGAGGAAGACAGUCGUAGAGGUCUAGCGCCGGAGCCACGUUCCUCCCGCCACCGCGCCCCUACCCCGCGGAAGGGGCCCUGCUGCCACCCUCCGGCUGAUGCCCCUGGGACACUGCGCCGCCUGGCUUUGAAGGAUUCCCCUCGGCUCCCCGACCGCCCCGGCGAUGCGGGCUGGAGGAAGAUGGAAAAGCUGCCCCUCGCUGGGUCUGACCGCGCUGCUGGCCGCCUUGCUGGGGACACACGCAGGCGUAGCCGCUCAGCACGGCGAGAAGGGCAUCUCCGUGCCGGACCACGGCUUCUGCCAGCCCAUCUCUAUCCCGCUCUGUACGGAUAUUGCCUACAACCAGACCAUCCUGCCCAACCUGCUGGGCCACACCAACCAGGAGGACGCGGGGCUGGAGGUACAUCAGUUCUACCCACUGGUCAAGGUGCAGUGCUCGACCGAGCUCAAGUUCUUCCUCUGCUCAAUGUACGCGCCAGUGUGCACCGUCCUGGAGCAGGCCAUCCCACCCUGCCGUUCCCUCUGCGAGCGAGCCCGCCAGGGCUGCGAGGCCCUCAUGAACAAGUUCGGCUUUCAGUGGCCAGAGCGGCUCCGCUGUGAGAACUUCCCCGUCCACGGCGCGGGCGAGAUCUGCGUGGGGCAGAACACGUCGGAUGCCCCGCCAGGGCCUGGCGGUGCGGCAGGCCGGGGGGCUACUGCCCAUCCCACGGCUGGCUACCUCCCGGACUUCCUCACCCCUCCGCAGCCUCCAUCCGGCUUCUCCUUCUCCUGUCCUCGGCAACUCAAAGUGCCACCUUACUUGGGCUACCGGUUCCUGGGGGAGCGGGACUGCGGUGCUCCUUGUGAACCAAGCCGGCCCAACGGGCUCAUGUACUUCAAGGAGGCGGAGGUACGAUUUGCCCGUCUGUGGGUGGGUGUGUGGUCUGUGCUCUGCUGCGCCUCCACCCUCUUCACUGUGCUCACUUACCUGGUGGACAUGCGCCGUUUCAGCUAUCCGGAGCGGCCCAUCAUCUUCCUCUCUGGGUGCUACUUCAUGGUGGCAGUGGCUUACGCAGCAGGUUUCUUGCUGGAGGAGCGGGUGGUUUGUCUGGAGCGCUUCUCUGAGGACGGCUACCGCACUGUGGCCCAAGGCACCAAGAAAGAAGGAUGCACCAUCCUUUUCAUGAUUCUCUACUUUUUUGGCAUGGCUAGCUCCAUCUGGUGGGUCAUCUUGUCCCUCACCUGGUUCCUGGCUGCUGGCAUGAAGUGGGGUCAUGAGGCUAUUGAGGCCAACUCCCAGUAUUUCCACCUGGCUGCCUGGGCUGUGCCUGCUGUCAAAACCAUCACCAUCUUAGCCAUGGGGCAGGUGGAUGGAGAUGUACUCAGUGGGGUGUGUUAUGUAGGUAUCUACAGCGUGGACUCGCUGCGGGGCUUUGUGCUGGCUCCCUUGUUUGUGUACCUCUUCAUUGGCACUUCCUUCUUGCUUGCUGGCUUUGUGUCCUUGUUUCGCAUCCGCACCAUCAUGAAGCAUGAUGGCACCAAGACAGAAAAACUGGAGAAGCUGAUGGUGCGUAUUGGCGUCUUCAGUGUCCUCUACACAGUACCUGCCACCAUUGUCCUGGCAUGUUACUUCUAUGAGCAGGCCUUCCGUGGCACCUGGGAGAAGACAUGGCUCCUCCAGACCUGCAAAACCUAUGCUGUGCCCUGUCCCAGUCACUUUGCCCCUAUGAGCCCAGACUUCACUGUCUUCAUGAUCAAGUACCUCAUGACAAUGAUUGUUGGCAUCACGACUGGCUUCUGGAUCUGGUCUGGCAAAACCCUUCAAUCCUGGCGACGCUUUUACCACAGACUCAGCACCGGCAGCAAAGGAGAGACGGCAGUAUGAGACCCCUGUCCCCUUUGACAUACACACACACACACACACAGAGACACAUACACAAACACACAUGAGGGAUACUCAGAAGAAGAGACCGCAGUGGCUCCCUGAAGAGGGAGGAAGGGAAGGGUUUCCAAACUUCUUCAUCCUCCUGGAGGGUUUGAAAAAAUUAACCUUUGCAUAAAGGUUAAGAUGAUUAUGCCGAGUAGUGUUUAUGCCCAGCUAAGUGGAAGAGCACAAAAAAAAGAGGCUGCUGCUGGGAUGGGGAAAUCUUUCACUCUCAAGAAGUCCCUUACUUCUCUUACCUCCUACCCCUGUGCAGGAAAACAAACAAACCCCAACAAACUAACCCCACUAAAACCAUCUUGCCUUGUUUUGGACGUGGGUCAGGGGGGAGGACGACCAGAUCGGUUGAGCUACCGCUGCUGAACAGUAGUCAAACCGUCUCUGAAUUGCUGGGGUCAAACUACAGCACAGGCAGGGCAGCUCCGGGCCUGAGCUCAUUGCCUGCUUCUUCCAUCUCGGCGGAGCAAUCACGUGAGUACUGCAAACCCAGCUACAGCCCGGAUCGUGUGCUGGGGAGAUGCCUCUGUUCUCUCCGCUCACAAGUUCUUUUUUACCUCGGUGAUACCUGUUGUAAUUGUUUUCAAGUUGGCCCUCGGCCUGUUGUUCUUCCUUCUGUGGGAAAGGAGAGGGUUGCUAUUCCAUACUCUGAAAAUAAAUGACUUGUUGCUUUUCAGCAGAAGGCUUUUCCCCCUUUGUUCUAGAAGACAAAAGGGAAAGCAGAAAUGUUUUCUAUGUAGAAAGGCAUAAACAUGAGAUCGGUUUUUAUGGGCAGACUUACAAAACAGUUGAGGCUCACUCUUGGAUGUGAGAAGCCUGCAGAAAUAAACAUCCAUUUUAUGACAAAAGGAGGAGGCGGGAUGUUUUCCUACCGUUCAAUAUGUGUUGCUUUUCUAAGCUGAAGGAAAUGCAAGACUUAGAGGGCAAGAAGAACGUAACUGAGAGCACCUGCCAUAACAAGAGCCAUUAAGAUAUAUAAUGUAAAGAUACAACUUUGUUUUUUCUUUCGUUCCCAUAAACCUGCUUUCUCUCCUGCUUUGCAGUGAGCUCACUGCCGGUAGGGUCAAUACACAGCUGGCUUUUGAGGAGAGGAGGAAUCCUUUUGGCACGCGAUGGACCUUUUGCAGGCUCCUCAGGUUCCCUGAACUGCAUAGCAAUGACUUGUGGUGCAGGAGGGGACUGGGGUUUAAAAGCAAGCAGUUAAUGCAAGUGAGGGGCCUUCUCGUUUCACCUAAAACAGAUGGUUACAUUUCCAGUGAUCACAUCUUGGAAGGAAAGGCAUUCAGAAAUUAAUCAUCGGAUGCAUCAUCGUCUUUUUGAAAUGUGACAGAUUUUUCUAUUCUGAAUUUUUUAUGUCGACUUGUUCAUAUUUUAUUUUUUUGCAUACUACUUUACCUUUAUAUUUACUGAAGGGUUGUUUUUAUAAGUAUAUGUGUGUGUAUAUUCUUGCCUAAGGACAAAUUAUGAAAUUGUGGAUUUUUAGCAAGUCUCCCACCCUAUAGCUGCUCUUCAUUUUUGGGGGGGAGAAAGUGUCUGGAAUGAAA